Closterium sp. Yama58-4 is the source of this 1476-nucleotide messenger RNA. The record is from the annotation of a GenBank genome assembly. Lineage: Eukaryota; Viridiplantae; Streptophyta; Zygnematophyceae; Desmidiales; Closteriaceae.
AUGGGCGUGGGCGGGUUGCGCGAGUCGCUGGUGGUGAGGCUGAUGGGGCCUGCGUUGGCUGUAGCGGAUGUGACUACAGAGGAGGGUGACGUCACACGAUGGCGAGUCACGUACCGCGUGUGGGACGCUGGAAACUACAGCGUUCUGGCCCAAUCAGAGUGCGACACGCUGGACUUUGCUCCCGACUACAUGGAGCGAGUCAAAAGCACGAAAUCUCAUGUCAUGGCUCAAUGGGUCCUCACUGUUCUCCCAUCCACCAAACCAGCUACCGAACCAGUUUCCGAACCAGCUACCAAACCAACUACCGAACCAUCCACCGAACCAGCUACCGAAUCAAUUGCCAAACCAGUUACGGAACCAGCUACUUCUGAUGACUCCCAACCCAGCAGCACAUUGCCUCGGGAUGCAAUGGACGGUCCAGAUUCGCCCUGUGACCAUUCCAUCCACGGCCGGUGGCUGUUCAGCCCACAACAGAAAGCCUACACAUGGCAGCUCUACCCCUGCGCGCACCCCCUCCCCCCCACCUCCCAAUGGCUCUCCGCCCUCCAAUCCCGAGGCAUCUCUGAAAUCAACUUUGUGGGAGACUCUCACGUGCGAUUCCUCUUCCACCACUUCUACUUCCUCCUCACUGGCAAGGCCAAUGCGUCCACUUACCAGUACCAUUGGGACAUUCAUUUGGUUGUGCCGCCCCCUAGCCCGGAGCUACAGCCUCUGAAGCUCAACUUUUACUGGAACGGAGGGAUGUUUGUCAACGGUUCCUUUGGCUGCAGGAAUGAGAACAUCACGUCAUUUGAAAUGCUCAAGUUCCCCAACAUUUCCACCACAGCCCAAGUGACGCUCGUGGAUGGCGCGGAUGUGACUGCAGAGGAGGGUGACGUCACGCGAUGGCGAGUCACGUACCGCGUGUGGGACGCUGGUAACUACAGCGUCCUGGUCCAAUCAGAGUGUGACACGUUGGACUUUGCUCCCGAUUACUUGGAGCGAGUCAAAAGCACGAAAUCGCAUGUCAUGGCACAGUGGAUCCUCACCGUCCUUCCGUCCACCAAAUCAGCUUCUGAACCAGCUGCUGCAGCUGAAUCUCAACUCAGCAGCAUAUUCUCUCAGGAGGCAACGGACGGUCCAGAUUCGCCCUGCGACCAUUCCAUCCACGGCCGGUGGCUGUUCAGCCCACAACAGAAAGCCUACACGUGGCAGCUCUACCCCUGCGCUCAACCUCUCCCCCCCACCUCACAAUGGCUCUCCGCCCUCCAAUCCCGGGGCAUUUCCGAGAUUAACUUUGUCGGGGACUCCCACUUGCGAUUCCUCUUCCACCAUCUCUACUUCCUUAUCACUGGGAAGGCCAAUGCAUCUACUGUGAAGCUUCACGGAGACAUCCGAUUGGUCGUGCCGCCGCCCAGUCCGGAGCUACAGCCCCUGAAGCUGAAUUUCUAUUGGAUCGGAGGGAUCUUCGUCGACGGUCAUUUUGGCUGCGUGUGA